This is a messenger RNA of Cornus florida, 1907 nucleotides long. RefSeq names its product homeobox-leucine zipper protein ATHB-6-like. NCBI's taxonomy places the organism in Eukaryota, Viridiplantae, Streptophyta, Magnoliopsida, Cornales, Cornaceae. Gene Ontology annotation, molecular function: DNA-binding transcription factor activity, RNA polymerase II-specific; sequence-specific DNA binding. The transcript is spliced from 3 exons. Gene Ontology annotation, cellular component: nucleus. The coding region runs from base 561 to 1559 and encodes 332 amino acids. The record is from RefSeq and is a predicted model, not a curated record. Gene Ontology annotation, biological process: positive regulation of DNA-templated transcription.
GUGAAACCCCAACUGGGUUUGAGUAAUACUGCCUCCAAAUCCUCUCUCUCUCUCUCUCUCUCUCUCCAUCUUUGUCUUUCUAGAUGAAGUCACAUACACCGUUUGUCUGAUUCUUAGUAAUGAUGUAGAAAAAAAGAGUGUUUAAGGGUUGUUUGGCUUUGAUUGUUUAGUGGGUGGAUUAUUUUUUUUCUUUUCUUCUGUGUUUGCUUUGCUUGGUUGUUUCUUGAUUUUGAUGGGUUGUAUAGAGAGAGAAGAAGUAUUGAAAGAGGAGAGAGAUGGGGAAGUCAAGAGAGAGAAAGUGUUGCAGAGUGACCCAAUUUCAUGUAUGCACCAAAACUGUGCAAGUUGGGUUUGUUUUAGGGAUGGGAGUCUAAUUGCUUCCAAAUAGAAGUACUUAAUUGACACAGUACUCUUUGAGCUCCCUCUACAUAUAUUUCGACUCAACCACCUCAAUCAGCAAAAAGAAAAGAAAGUACUAAAGGCUGGUCUAGUAGCGAUCUCUAAAUACAUCUGUUUUAGCAAAUACUAUUUCUCUCCAAUACUAAUUAUCUCCAGUACUCAUGAAGACACUUGGCAGCUCAGAUUCUUUGGGUGCUUUGAUGUCCAUCUGUCAUACUACAGAGCACAGCCCAGGUAGCAACCAUGUGUACAGUAGGGAGUUUCAGACGAUGUUGGAAGGGCUGGAAGAGGAAGGGUGUGUGGAAGAGUCGUGCCAAAUGGCGGAGAAGAAGAGGCGACUGAGUGUGGAUCAAGUGAAGGCAUUGGAGAAGAAUUUCGAGGUGGAAAACAAGCUUGAACCGGAGAGGAAAGUGAAGCUUGCUCAAGAACUUGGGUUGCAACCCAGACAAGUGGCUGUUUGGUUCCAGAACCGCCGCGCAAGGUGGAAGACCAAGCAGUUGGAGAGAGACUACGGCGUCCUCAAAGCCAAUUAUGAAGCUCUUAAGCGCAAUUACGAGUCUCUCCAACAUGACAACGAAACCAUGCUCAAAGAGAUACGAGAACUGAAAUCAAAACUAGUGGAAGAGAACACCGAGAGCACUGUUUCGGUGAAAGAAGAGAAAAUGGUAUCAGAAUCUGAUGACAAAAUUGCAGAACCAAACUCAACGUCUCUUGGUGGGUCUGAUACAACAACUGAUUUGAACUAUGAGAGCUUCAAGAACACCAAUGGCGUCGUGACAAGAAGCUCAGUCUUCCCAGAUUUCAAAGAUGGUUCGUCGGACAGCGACUCGAGUGCGAUACUCAACGAAGACAACAGCAGCCCCAAUGCGGCGGCCAUAUCUUCUUCAUCUGGGGUUCUUCAGAACCACCCGUUCACGGUGUCGCCGCCGCCCGCGGCGUUCAAAUUCAACUGCUCGUCGUCUUCGUCGCCGUCGUCGGCGAUGAAUUGCUUCCAAUUCUCGGAGACGAAAGCGAUUCUGGGAGAUGCCCAGAAAGCGUAUCAGCCACAGUUUGUGAAGAUCGAGGAGCACAAUUUCUUUAGUGGCGAUGAGUCCUGCAAUUUCUUCCCGGACGAUCAAGCUCCGACCCUUCAGUGGUACUGUAACGAUCAGUGGAAUUGAAGAAGACCCACAUUGUAGAUGAUGAAGUGUGAGAUUGGGGAUUGGUCUGUGAAUUGUACAAAAAAAUGAAGUUAGAGAGAGAGAGAGGGGGUGGCGAUGAAGGGAUGAGAGAGAAGCAAAUCUGAGUAUGGAGAGAGGCUCACGUGAGGGGUGGGGACGCCGUGGAAGGUGGUGAAAUCUGACGCAUUUGGGUGGUCUGUGAGAUGUCAGAGAAAUUGAACUCUCUCUCUCUCUCUCUCUCUCUCUCUCUCUCUGAUUCUCUUUCUAUGUGCGGGGCCUGUAAUAUUAUAAUAAUCAGUGGCUAGCAUAAAAUAAUUUUGAUAUAUAUACAUGCAUGAAAUUCUGAGC